AUGCACCUGUGCGAGCAGCCGAUGAAUUUGACGCGGAGGGCCUGCUGCCACCUGGUCCUUCUCCUCAACGACACUUCAAAGGCUCGUUUUUUGAAAUCACGUGUGCCGGAGUGACGUAAAAUCUCUUAUACUCCGUAAAAAAAGGUUUUGAAAGGCGAGAUGGAUAGGUUGGCAUGGGCGACGCGUUGAGUGUGCGAUGCGGCUUCCUGGCGAGCCGUUUUUCUCCUUUUUUUUUGGCAUUUUUUUUAAAGAAUUGUAAUUUUCAUGAGUUUGAAAAGAUUCUGUAGAGAAUAAAGGUUUAAAAAUAAUUUUAAAAAAACUUAUUUUUUCUACAUUUCCAAAGCCGCGUCGCACACGCAACGCGUCCCUCUUGUCAAUCUAAAAAAUCUCGACUCCGGGAAAAUUUUACUAUACAUCUUCUAGUAGAUCAUUUCGAUCACCAGCUCUUGAUUUUUUUCUUUUUGAAAGAUUCGUUUUUUUUUCUAGAAAAGGUGCAUUAACAUACACAAACCAAGAAAAGGGCAGAAAUCGCCAGUCUCCAGCUCGUAUUCAAAAUCAAACCGAUUCAAUUUGAAAGAAGCGACGGAGUCACAAAUUGGAUAGAAUCAUGACCUUCUUUUUUUCUUCGAAAUCAGCCUUCGUCUGAAAUCCAACAUUCUACAUUUAGAUUCGAUUAAAAUUGAGCUGUCCUUUUCUUGUGUAAUUACGCAUUUUCAGGUCCCUUUGUGUACGGUAGACGAGUUUCUGGAUAAUUCAACGCGAGUUCUUGUGAGUUUUUGAAUUAUCUCAAGAGAAUAUUUUAUGCUUCCCAAUAGUAAGAGGGAUUUAGUCAAUUAUCAGUUCUUUCGUAGAAGUUUGGCUGAUCUUCUUAAUUUGAAAGUCUUGGAGCAAUAUCCCAAGUGAAAAUAUCAAAUUUUGGUCUCAGAGAACGCCAGUCUACCUCGCUGAACCGGCCGAGGAGCGGGAGGACCACGUCACUUUUGUCGUCGGAAUCUUCCUUCUGAUGUUGAUCGCCCUCGGGUGCACCUUCACUCUCAGCAAACUCACCAAACCCAAGUAAUCGUCCAAUCUUAACCUUCAAAGAUCUUCUACAGAAUAUCCGUCGGCUACGGUACUUCUUCCAACUAUGACGUCAUGAUGUGGAUGCCAUCGUCCUACCAUAGGAGGUACUAAUAUAGGCAAGGCGGAGAGACCCUUUGAGCGUCCUUUAUAAAUCAAAAAGUUCCGUUUAUUGUUCCUAAACGGUUUCCUUUUUACUGCCUUUUUCCGUCCUUUCUUCGGCCUUCAUCUACCCUUUUUGGACCCUUUUGAGAUAGAAAAUUUUUUUUUGUAUUGAGAAUAAUUUUUACCAGUGACUGUGUAUGAACCCAAAUGUAAAAAGACCAAUGCCGAGAAAGAAAAUAUCAAGAAAGGGUCAAGGCUGCAAAACGGAACCCUUUUAGCGGCCAUUUUGCAGUCACUUCCUUUUUGCACCCGUUUCCGUACUUCCUUUGGCAGUGUAAAAUCACGAGGUUUCCGGUCUUUGAAGCUGGAUUUCUUAAAAGCACAGACUGUCAGUUGCUCUUUCUCAAAAGGGAGCACGUCCCAGGGAUCAAAGUUAAACGACCUUAAUGAGCUGAAAAACCUUUAAAAAUCAAAACUAUCCGAUUCAGAUCGUCUGUACUGGUACUCCUCCGCGGAAUGACCUGCCGAAGAGAUCCUUCCAAUAGGGAAAGUAGCGUCAGCGUCGUUUCUUCACACGUCCCGUGAGCUUUUAAUAUUAUAUCCACAAGAUGAAAUUAAAGUUCGUUUAAGAUUUUGAAGAAGUUCCAGAUUAUUACCAUCGUAUCAAACGGCGACGACGACGCCGACGUCUUCGCUUCCCCCGCCGCCGUAUUCUGAAGAUCGGCCCAUUUUGUCAUAG
Molecule: messenger RNA, 1903 nt
Organism: Caenorhabditis auriculariae
Lineage: Eukaryota; Metazoa; Nematoda; Chromadorea; Rhabditida; Rhabditidae
Source: the annotation of a GenBank genome assembly